Molecule: messenger RNA, 2195 nt
Organism: Oncorhynchus mykiss (rainbow trout)
Lineage: Eukaryota; Metazoa; Chordata; Actinopteri; Salmoniformes; Salmonidae
Gene: vrtn
Product: vertebrae development associated
Biological process (GO): regulation of transcription by RNA polymerase II
Cellular component (GO): chromatin
Source: RefSeq, a predicted model, not a curated record
AUGAUUCGGAGGAAGGAGGUGAUACUCUCAGUCCUAGGGGAGCUGCAGGAUGCCACAGAGAGCUCCGGCCUGCACGCCCUCACCAGGGUAGCUCUGGAGGUCCACCAGGUACUGACCCCCUUCACCCUGCCUUCCUCAGCUUGCCAGGAGUUCCCCGGCUGGGCGGGCAUCGACGGCGUGGCCCAUAGCCUGUACCCUGCUGACGCCCCCGGAGGCCUCCUGCCUCUGGCCUGUAAGGGAGAGGGGAACCUGUUGUUUGAUACAGCCAGCAUGCUGCUAGUGGGGACGACUAGUCUCAGUCUGGAGCUGCAGGUACGUACGGUGAUGGAGAUGCUGCUGUGGAAGAGAUACUACCUGGGCGGUAUGAUCGACUCGAAGGUGAUGCUGCAGGCGGCCAGGUUCAGCCUGUGUGCCGAGGAGUCCCAGGACAUGCUCAACCUCCCCCUUUCAGUCCUCGAAGCUAUCUUCGACGCCGACGUCAAAGCCUCCUGCUUCCCCGGCUCCUACGCUAACAUGUGGCACCUCUAUGCUCUUUCCUCCGUCCUCCAGUGCAACAUCUAUUCUGUCUACCCCAUGUACAACCUCAAGAUACGACCCUACUUCAACCGCCUGAUAAGACCCAGGUCCUACCCCAAAGACAUGGAUCCUAUCACCUUGCACAUCAUGUGGUCCGGAGAGCUGGAGGGGGGCUCCUCCAGGUUCAGACCCACAGUCUUUGUAGCGUUAGUCCAUUCUAGUGACCUCCGGACGGGCAGUCCUAACGACGAGCAGAGGGUCCCCCCACUGAAGACACCGGAGCUUCUCAAGCAGGACUCUCACCUGUCCUACUCCAGUCUGAAGGACAAGUACAACGUCACCAAGAGUACGUUCUACCGCUGGAGACGGCAGACGCAGGAGCACCGUUUAAGGUCUGCUGCCAGGUACGAGGCCAAACACUUCCUCCAAGCGUGCUAUCUGGAAGGGAAGCUCAUCCCUCUGCAUCAGUUCAAAGAGUUCUUCCCUGAGAUCUCCAGAUCCACCUACUAUGCAUGGAAGCACGAGCUGAUCUCAUCUGGCGGUAAUUUCUCCACGUUCUCCACGAGCGAGGUGAGUCCAGGGGACAGCACGGAGCAAGAGUCCUGGUCCUCUCCAGAGUCCAAGCUCGGGCAGGAGGAAGACCAUGAGGUAGAGCCAGACGCAGAGCAUCACGACAGUGUGGCCAGUCUGUUCGGCCUGAACUACAACGAUGAUAUGAUGAUGGAUGGAGAACGGGCCCAAAACAUGGCUCUGAUGCAGGAGGCCAAGAAGGUUCUUCAGAACUGCAUCGCUAGGAAUACAUCGUUCCCCUUCCGCAUCUUCAAGAGGAGCUUCCCAGGGAUCUCCAGGUCUACUUAUUACAACUGGAGGAGAGAGGCCAUGCUGUUUAACCGAGGCUACAAGGUCGGAAGCAGUGAAAACAGCUUGGACACGGAUAAGAGUAGUCCAACUGGUGGUCUGUCCCCUAUCGGGGGAACUGAGAGCCAUGGUCAUGCUGCCACGGUCUUCCCCAGAGUUAAGAUCUGUAGAAACAACCAUAAAGGGUUCAGGAUGGUGUUCCUACGCAGGAAGAAGCUGAGAGAAGCUGCCAAGGUGAAGAUGUGGAGGUCAAAAUGGCCUCUGUCUAGGUUCAGAGUGAAGUACCCCUCCCUGUCCCUCUGUUUCUAUUGGCUGUGGCGUAAUGGCCCCAGUGGAACCAGGAAGGAGGAAACCACCACCCCGUCUUUAGAGGUGGACCGUUCUGAGAUGAUUAUGGAGAACAACAACGCAGUGAAAGAGAAUGGGAUGAUGAUGAUGAUGGCAGAGAGUGACAUAGAGACAAAGGCUCCAAUGCAGGACGUGUUCUCCUUUGAGGGGGACCCGACAGAGGAUCUGAGAGGCCCCGUCACCAUGACCUCUGUGACAUCCCCCUUCGACACCCACCUCCCCAACCCAACCAAUAUGUCCGCCACCACAGACGACCAGAUGUUUGUGAUGGAUCUGGUGGCCCUGGCUAACUUCAAGGCCAAGGCCAAAGUCUUCCUGCAGCAACGCUUCGAGGAGAAGUCCUUCCCCACCUUCAAAGAGUUCAGGUCCUUCUUCCCCCUGACUCCCCGUUCCACCUACUAUAUGUGGAAGAGAGCCCUGCAUCACGGAGUGCCACUGGUACAUGGCUGAGAGAGAGAGGGCAUGGCUGAGAG